Molecule: messenger RNA, 1307 nt
Organism: Saccostrea cuccullata (small rock oyster)
Lineage: Eukaryota; Metazoa; Mollusca; Bivalvia; Ostreida; Ostreidae
Product: interferon-induced protein 44-like
Exons: 4
Coding region: 272-820 (182 amino acids)
Source: RefSeq, a predicted model, not a curated record
GACUCUUCAAGAACUGAAAGAGUAUAUAACAAAAUACGAACCAUUUGAGGAGUCGGAGGUUCCUGAAGCCAACAUUCUACUGAUUGGACAAGUAGGGGCCGGUAAAUCCAGCUUCCUUAAUUCCAUCAACUCAAUCUUCAAGGGAGCGAUAUCAUCUCGGGCAUGCACAGGGAGCGCUGAAAACAGCUUAACUAAAAGUUUUGAAAAACUCCGAAUCCGUGAUCCGACAGCAAAGAAACAUUUGAAGUUCAGGAUCUGCGAUACACGAGGAAUGGAAAAAGCUCUUUCCAUUAAAGAAGAAGAUCUUCGAUUUAUGCUGGAUGGAAAUCUGCCUAAUCAUUACAUUUUCAAUCCAGUUGAUUCUGCGUCCGCAAAAGUUCCAGGUUUUGUCAAAGAUCCAACAUUGAAAGAUCGAAUGCAUGUUGUUGUGUUUGUUAUUGACGGAAGCACAUUAGAUGUUCUUCCGGAAGACACGCUUAAAAAACUCAAGGACUUCAAAACGAUGGUAGUAGACAGGGGUAUACCUCAGUUAGUUUUACUUACCAAAAUGGAUAAGGUAUGUGUAUUUGUCGAGAAGGAUAUCAGCAAUAUGUUUGUGAGCGAAGUUGUAGAGGGCCUGGUGAACAAAGCUGCUGACGUCAUCGGAAUCCCAAGAUCCCACGUACUUCCGGAGAAGAAUUACGAAAAAGAAACACUUCUUAACACAAAUGUAAACAUUCUGGCUCUAGGAGCAUUACGCCAGGCACUCUUGUUCGCUGAUGACUUUCUGGAGAACCAAUUUGAAAUUGAACAAGAAAAUUCAAGAAGCACUGAUUCAUAAACUCUAUUUCGAACGUGUUCAGUAUGCCUUUUUUUAAGAAAAAGACAAAAACGAAAGUGAUUUGAUGUUACAUGUAUUCUUUGCACGUAUUUUCCAGUAUUGUCAUCUAUUAUUUAAACUCAUCUUUAAUCAACAAGUAACCAAAAUGUCAUUUGUGUUUAAAGAAUAUUGCAUGAGUUGUUGAAAUCAAUAUAAUAUGAGAUGUCCCUCCCUGACAAAGUUAAAGUCCAAAUUCUUGUCUCUUUCACUUCCGCGCAUCUGCAACAGCCUUGAUGCUCCUCUACUCUGGGUUUCAGUGUAUUUAUCUUUAUAUAGGUAUAAUUUUAACGACGAUCGCAAGUAGCUGUUAUCGUUUAAGAAACACUUGUUAUUACCUCUUUCUUACAACAAUCCAAACCCCAAGAUCAAGUGGAGCUUCUAUCAGUUUUACAAUUAUUGCAUGCAUUUCUAAUUCAUUGACUAUUGUCGUCUCAUUCUAGAUUUUGUU